Megachile rotundata (alfalfa leafcutting bee) is the source of this 1071-nucleotide messenger RNA. RefSeq names its product mitochondrial ribosomal protein L45 (gene mRpL45). The record is from RefSeq and is a predicted model, not a curated record. NCBI's taxonomy places the organism in Eukaryota, Metazoa, Arthropoda, Insecta, Hymenoptera, Megachilidae. Gene Ontology annotation, cellular component: mitochondrion.
UAUCAAUUUAAUAUUUUGUAAGUUUUGUAACGGUAAUAAAGAUGAUGUUAAAGUAUAAAUGUGCUGUUUGUAUUUUUGGAAGAUAUGCACAGAAUAAUUUACCUCUGGCAUUAGCUCCUAUUAAUUUUCCACUUUACAAUACUACUGUACAAUGUAGAGGUAUAAAAAAACAUUAUAAUCAGAAGUUUCGUAAAGAGAGGGCUCAAAAAUUUAUUAAAAUUGAACUGCCGAAGUAUGAUAAGGAUGGAAACUUGACCAGAGAUGCAGAACGAACUUACAUGAAAAAAGCAGGAAUUUUGCCAAACAAAGAAUGGAAUGAAAGACCUCUUCUUAUUAGCAGUACGACUCAAAUAUUUGAAUCAUACAUUGUUCCAGAAGGUGAUGGAAAAUUUUCUGCUAUUACCACUUCGGGUGCAAAACAAAAGGUUGAACUUAUAGAGAAAAAGAGUAAAUCUUAUCUAUCUAUCAGAAAAAUUAGAUCAUAUGAUGAUAAUUUUUCAACAAAGACAUUCGGAGAGGAAGCUUUUGAGAUUUACAAAAAAGCUCAUGAAGCUUUAGCUAAUAAAGAUGAAGAUGAAUUGCUACAAUAUGUAACUGAACAUGCAUAUCCUAUGAUGACACAUAACACGAUGGAUAAAACAAUUGUAUGGAAGUUCUUAGAAUCCUUGGAGCCACCACGUAUUGUGCAUGCAAGAAACACAAGUCUUAUAUCAAAAGAGAACGAAUUUGGCCAAGUAACUGUUCGCUUUCAUACACAACAGAUAUUGUGCAUUUAUGACAGAUUUGGAAGAGUGUUGAUGGGUAGUGAGACAGUGAAAAAAGAUGUUCUAGAUUAUGUAGUAUUUGAGAAACAUUUAUCUAAUGUGUAUGGUAAAUGGAGGAUACAUGCCAAGAUUAUACCAAAAUGGAUGACACCAGAACAACCAUCAACAAAGACUUAUAUUAUGUCAAAAGAAAAGCCAGAAGAUCCACCAACUGCUGUUGAAUCAGUUGCUCAAACAGUACCUCCUGAAAGUUUGGACGCUAAGCUCUAAUAACUCAAUGUAUAAUAAACUAAUUGUUUAACAUUGA